UGACAGACUUUGUUAAAUUUACAGCCUAAGUGAUUUAAUCAUUACUAAUAUUACCAUUAUCAUCAUCAUCACUAUUAUCAUCAACAACGAUCCUUGACUGCGGGACCCAGACCGAGACCAAGAUGAGCCUGGCCGCCACUGCCCAGCUGGUGGAGCGCCUUAGGGCCCAGACGGAGGCCACGCAGGGGGACCUUUAUGGCCUCAUCCCCGAGUGUGGCAAGCCCUCAGCAGUGGCCUUGGCCCUGCUGGUGGUGGGGGAGGGCCAGGGGGACAUGGGCCAUCCCCCUGCACUGCUCCUGCCCCCGCCAAUGACCCGGCUUGGCGUCUUCAAGGUCACAGAGGGAGAUAGAAGCUGUCCAGAUCUAGAGGAUGGUGAGGUGGGCGUGGUGUGGGACCAGAGGGAGGUGGUGUGGUACAGUGGCCCGGGCAGCGAGGGCACAGCGCUGCAGGUGCUGGCUGCCACACAGCUGCACGCACUGUUUGCUGUGGCCAAGGUCACCUUCUCCCUGGAGCUGUGGUGCCGCCAGUCUGCCAGGGACUCCAGCCGGGACCCCACCCCCACCCCCGGCCCCCCUGGCACCAAGGGCAACGCAGCGGCCCUGUGUGAGGAGCUGGACUCCGCGGCGGCCUGCUUCAGGGUGCGCGGCGGCCGCCUGCUGCUGCAUGGUGGCAGUGGUGGCGUGCUGUGUGGCGGUGGUGCGGCGCUGGGGGCGGGGGACGCAGCAGGGGGCGUGCUGUUCAAGGCCGCGGGGGGCAAGAAGAAGGCAGGUGGUGGUGGUGGUGGUGGCCAGCAGGAGGCCACCUUCCAGCUGGUGUUCAACCGCAGUGCAGCGGUGGUGGAGGGGCCGGCGGCAGCCCCCGUGGUGCGGGUGGACAACUGUGAGGCGGCCGUGGUGUGUGCCGCGGUGGCCGGCGAGGCCGUGGCCUACCUGGACAAGGGUGCCGGCCUGGGGCAGCUGGCCGGGGUGCUGGCGGGGGCCGUGGCGGGGCAGGUGCGGCUGGCGGAGCACUGGCUGGCCCUGCAGCGGAGCCGGCCCGAGCUGCGCGGCCCCCUGACGGCCCUGGCCGCCCUGCCACACGCCGCCGGCCACCUGGUGGGGCUGGUGUACCCCGCCGGGGGGAGGAGGAGGCCCUGCGGCCGUACCGGGAGGCCGUGCACCGCGCCCUGCUGUUCCCCCUGGACCGCCCCAUGGUGCGCCGCGCCAACGCCCUCACCCCCGCGCCCGGCACCCGCCCCUCCGCCCUGGCCAGCCCCCACGCCUCCCUGUCCCCGCCCGGCCUGGGGGAGGCCAGCGUGGUGCGGGGGGCCUACGCAUACUACCACUACCUGCAGGGCAAGGUGGAGGACAAGGGGUGGGGGUGCGCCUACCGGUCCCUGCAGACCAUCGUGUCGUGGUACCAGAUGCAGGGCUACACCGGCCGCCCCGUGCCCUCGCACCGCGACAUCCAGCAGUGCCUGGUGGACAUCGGGGACAAGCCGCACGACUUCCUGGGGUCCCGGCAGUGGAUCGGCUCCACGGAGGUUGGCUUCGUGCUGGAGACCCUGUACGGCAUUCGCUCUCGGUUCCUGUGCGUGUCCAGCGGCGCGGAGCUGGCCUCCCGCGGCGGCGAGCUGGCCCAGCACUUUGCCACGCAGGGCACGCCCGUCAUGGUGGGCGGCGGAGUGCUGGCCCACACCAUCCUGGGCGUGGACUGGGACGAGGCGGCCCAGAACACUUCCUUCCUGGUGCUAGAUCCUCACUACACCGGCCCGGAUGAUGCUGCUGCGGUGGUGGCCAAGGGAGGCGUGGCUUGGAAAAAUGCUGAGUUUUGGAAAGCUGAUGCGUUCUAUAACUUGUGCCUGCCACAGAGACCCGUUUGUAUAUAGGUGUGUGUGUGUGUGUGUGUGUGUCUGUGUGUGUGUCUGUGUGUGUCUGUGUGUGUGUGUGUGUGUGAGAGAGAGAGAGAGAGAGAGAUUCCUGUUCUUGUAAUCUUAUUGUGUAUAGUCUGUGUGUGUGUGUGUGUGUGUGUGUGUGUGUGUGUGUGUGUGUGUGUGUGUGUGUGUGUGUGUAUGCAAGAUUUCUAUAACGUGUGCGUAUGGCUGUCUAUCUGUGCAUGCAUGCGUGCGUGCGUGCGUGCGUGCGUGCGUGUGUGCGUGCGUCCACUCUCUAUAGACCAUGUAUGUAUUGACCAUGUGUGUAUGUAUGUACGUAUGCAUGUAUGUAACCUUUCUGGAACCUGUGUGCGUGUGUGUAUGUAUGUAUGUGUGUCUGUUUGUAUGUAUGUGGGCUGAGAGUGUGUGUGUGUGUGUGUGUGUGUGUGUGUGUGUGUGUGUGUGUGUAUGUAUGUGUUAGCCAGCCAGACAAUUUUCCAGUGUAUUUGAAGCAGUGUUUCAGUCAUCAAUACACCAGCAGCAUUCCAGAGGGGGGUGGUGGGGGCAAUACAGUGUUUGGUGUGCGGAACCAGUCGUUUGUUGUGGAGUUUCCAGUCUAAGCUUUUCCCUUGGUUCUUUUUUGUUUUGUACGAGAGUAAGUAAUAAAUAAAACUGACAAAUUGAAGAAA
This is a messenger RNA of Scylla paramamosain (green mud crab), 2541 nucleotides long. RefSeq lists its product as uncharacterized. The transcript is spliced from 3 exons. Lineage: Eukaryota; Metazoa; Arthropoda; Malacostraca; Decapoda; Portunidae. The record is from RefSeq and is a predicted model, not a curated record. Bases 123 to 1733 code for a protein of 536 amino acids.